Messenger RNA from Cercopithifilaria johnstoni, 1167 nucleotides. The record is from the annotation of a GenBank genome assembly. Lineage: Eukaryota; Metazoa; Nematoda; Chromadorea; Rhabditida; Onchocercidae.
AUGAAAGUGGUUAUCAUAACAGCUCUACUGAUUUACAUUGUAGCUGCUGUACAUAAAACUCAACUGACGAAAAUUGAAAGCAAACGAAAAAGACUUUUCAGAAAAGGUUUAUGGUCCAAACAUCUUAAAAAGAAGAAUCAUUUUCGAGCCACUCGAUCACGAACAAAAGUAGGAGAAAGAGUUUACGAUUACGAUGAUAUGGAAUACGUCGCAAACGUAUCGCUUGGCUCGCCUAUUGGAAGGCAGACAUUUUUGGUAGUUUUGGAUACAGGAUCAUCAAAUGUGUGGAUUCCAGAAGUAAAUUGUGCUGCAGCUGAUUGUAUAGAAAAAAACCGUUUCAAUCCAUCAUUAUCAAAAACAUAUCAAGAAGAUGGUCGUAUCUGGUCGAUACUGUAUGGUGAUGGAUCAAAUGCACGUGGAUUAUUAGGACAAGAUUAUUUUGCUUUUGGAUCAAGUCAGGAUGAUUCACUGGUAAUUCCAAAUAUAACAUUUGGCUUGGCUCGGAAACUGAGUGGAUUCAAGGAUGAUCCAGUUGAUGGUAUUGUUGGCUUGGCUUUUACAUCGAUUUCUGUGGACGGUGUUAUACCACCACUAAUUUCUGCCAUUGAUCAAAACAUUCUUAAUCCACCUCUUUUUACUGUCUGGCUUCAUCGUCGAGGUGCACAAGAGAACGUCUUUGGUGGUAUAUUUUCUUAUGGUGAUAUAGAUGACAUCAAUUGUGGUGAUGUGAUUGAUUAUGAACCAUUAUCAUCAGCAACAUUUUGGCAAUUUCGUUUACGUGGUGUUAAAGCUAAUGAUUAUUCUAUAAGUGGAACAUGGGAAGCGAUAUCGGAUACGGGGACAUCAUUAAUUGCUGGACCUAUUGCUAUUGUCAAUCGUUUGAGUGAAGCUGUCGAUGCACGAUACGAUCAGAACGAAGAAAUGUUUUUCAUAAAUUGUGAAGCGAAACCUCCACCGGUGACACUAAUCAUUGGUUCACAUGAAUAUAGCGUACAACCAGAAAAUUAUAUCGUUAUGGUUGAAAACAAUACAUGCAUUUUCUCAUUCUUUACUACGGAAGGUAAUGGUUUUGGGCCAGCAUGGAUAUUUGGUGAUCCUUUUAUCAGACAAUAUUGCCAAAUUUAUGACAUUAAAAAUGAGCGAAUUGGUUUUGCGCCAUCAAAAUAA